Mucor velutinosus is the source of this 1338-nucleotide messenger RNA. RefSeq names its product Trimethyllysine dioxygenase. The coding region runs from base 1 to 1338 and encodes 445 amino acids. Gene Ontology annotation, cellular component: cytoplasm; mitochondrion. Gene Ontology annotation, biological process: phenylalanyl-tRNA aminoacylation. Lineage: Eukaryota; Fungi; Mucoromycota; Mucoromycetes; Mucorales; Mucoraceae. The transcript is spliced from 3 exons. The record is from RefSeq and is a predicted model, not a curated record. Gene Ontology annotation, molecular function: ATP binding; tRNA binding; phenylalanine-tRNA ligase activity.
AUGCUUCGCAACUCAACACAGCUGAAGCGAGUCUUGCUGAAUAAAUACAAUGCUCCCACAGGAUGCGGUGGGAUCCUUAGUGUAUGUCAAAGAUCCCUGUAUUCCACUACUGCACCUGACUUUGAAAUUGGAGCCAAAGAAACCAAGAUCAAUGGACAAGUGCUCAGCCGAGAUGAAUGGACCAACAUUUCGCCCACAGUUUUAUCAAAAGUGAACCGCAAAUUACAUUUACAGCCUCAAAACCCCAUUUCCAUCAUUCGUCAAUUGAUUGAAUCCAACUUCCAAGGUUUCAAGACGUACAACGACUUUAGUCCCGUUGUCACUACAAAGCAAAACUUUGAUGAUUUAUACAUCCCAAAGGACCACCCCAGCCGCACCAAAUCUGACAAUUACUAUUUCAACAAGGACACAGUGCUUCGUGCUCAUACAUCAGCUCAUCAAUUGCAAGGCUUAGCCUCUGGUGAAAACAAGUUCUUGAUCAGUGGUGAUGUCUAUCGUCGUGAUGAAAUCGACUCGUCUCAUUACCCUGUGUUCCACCAAAUCGAAGGCUUCUUUUACUUGGAUAAUGAUCUCGACAAAUUGGCUGCAGAAUUGAAGCGCAUUCAAGCUACAGAAACACCCAACAUUGAGGUAGUGGAUGACACUAUCAUUAAACCCGAAAACCCUUAUCAAGAUUGCCACUCACCAGAGGCUGUCGAUUUGAUUUCAGCACAUUUGAAGCAUUCAAUCAACUCUAUGAUCAGAAAUCUGUUUGCUGAUGAAAAGGACUUGAAGGUGCGCUGGAUUGAUGCAUACUUCCCUUUCACCAGUCCUAGCUGGGAGGUGGAGAUUCUGUACAAGGGCGAAUGGCUCGAAGUAUUGGGCACCGGUGUGGUGAAUCAAAAGAUCAUGAAUCAAGCAGGCCUCGAUAACAAGAUUGGUUGGGCUUUCGGUAUGGGCCUGGAGAGAUUAGCCAUGGUUUUGUUUGGUAUUCCCGAUAUUCGUCUAUUUUGGUCAGAGGACAAGCGCUUUGUGGAUCAAUUUACUCCUGGAAAGAUCAACAAAUUUGUUCCCUUCUCCAAAUAUCCCCCCUGUAUCAAGGACAUUUCAUUCUGGUUACCUGAAGGCGAAUGGCACGAAAAUGACUUUUGUGAGAUUGUGCGUGGUGCAGCAGGCGAUAUUGUGGAGACGGUGGAAUUGAUUGAUGAUUUCAAGCAUCCCAAGACAAAUAAGCGUAGUUUGUGUUAUCGCAUCAAUUACAGAUCCAUGGAUAGAAAUGUGACAAAUGAUGAAAUCAACGAAAUUCAAGAAAGAGUCCGAUCUGUUGUACAAGAUGAGUUUAAUGUAGAACUUCGAUAA